AUGAGCUACUGCGGCGGCUACUACGGAGGCCUGGGCUACGGCUAUGGCUAUGGCCUCGGUGGCCUGGGAUAUGGCUGUGGCUAUGGCGGUGGCUAUGGCGGCUACGGAUAUGGACCUUUCUAUGGAGGCUACGGAUAUGGCUGCUAUCGAUCUUGCCUUGAACAGCAAACCAAACUCAACACCCCUGACACCAUGAGCUACUGCGGCGGCUACUACGGAGGCCUGGGCUACGGCUAUGGCUAUGGCCUCGGUGGCCUGGGAUAUGGCUGUGGCUAUGGCGGUGGCUAUGGCGGCUACGGAUAUGGACCUUUCUAUGGAGGCUACGGAUAUGGCUGCUAUCGUCCAUGGAACUAUGGAAGAUACUGGUCUGGAUGCUGCUGA
Manis pentadactyla (Chinese pangolin) is the source of this 381-nucleotide messenger RNA. Its product is annotated as keratin-associated protein 19-3-like. The coding region runs from base 1 to 381 and encodes 126 amino acids. The record is from RefSeq and is a predicted model, not a curated record. NCBI's taxonomy places the organism in Eukaryota, Metazoa, Chordata, Mammalia, Pholidota, Manidae. The transcript is spliced from 2 exons.